AUGCAUGUUUCUGACAAUAAACUGCAGAGUAAUUCAGAUAAAGAUGAUGCUCCAAUGAAAGAUAAUGUCAACAUUGGUGCGUGUGAGAGUGUUAACGCCCCUGGGGAUGCAAAAGGAAAGAAGGCCACUGUGAAGGAAGAAGAGGCCCCAGAGAUGAAGGAAGAAGAGGCCCCAGAGCCUACCAAAAAUGCCAAAGCCAGAGAAGCGGCUCAGAUAGUUGCCCAAGCAACGAGUGUCAGACACCGCCAGCUGGCUGCGACACAGAAGAGUCCGUUCUUAGGAAACAGCACCGCAAAGGCCAUCAUUCCAUCGUCGGCAUCUCACUCCGGCCGUCGCCGUGGAUAUGAUCCUUUUGAUCAAACCGGUGUCAAGGCGAAGCAUAUUACUCUAAUGAACUUUAUCAAAUCAAACCCUGCCUAUCCAAAACGCCCAAGACACUCUUCGAUCGAGUGGUAUUACAUUCUCCGGACACCGACGAAAUGGCUAGCUGAUACGCACAUGGAAGCUUACAUUAACCUACUCAGGCUGCGAUUAUCCAAGCAUUCGGAGUGGCGUGACUACAAAGACUUCAAAAACUCUGACCCGAAUGCAGAUGGGUCUGGCAAACUUCUACCGCCUGGAGCAUAUUCGUACUACACUGGCGAAUUACCUAUCUACUGCCAGACUAAGAAGACGUGGGCAUAUGAUGUCAACUAUUUGUACUCCAUGUUGCACAUUAGGGAGGACCAUUUGGUAGCUAUACAUGUCUCAUUUGUGUCGAGGCAUAUCACGAUAUGGGAUAGCCAUGCGAGAACCAAAUAUGCAUCUGACGAACAAAUUGCCGAAGCUGUGGAGCCUCUUGCGGUUAUGAUACCCUACCUUCUUCAGACAUGUGCAUCUGACGAUGACAAGUGGAGAUUCCCCUACACGCCGUUCACCCAUUCGCGAGUACCAGGUACGGAGAUACCUCAAAACAUUCAGAGUGGUGAUUGCGGAGUGUACUGCCUGAAGUACAUCGAGUGUCAUGCAUUGGAUUUGCCAUUUCCUCCGGAACUUUGCGAUAAAAACAUUCGAAAAAUCAGGGAGAAAAUGGCUGCAGAGCUAAGUAGUUCAAUCACUUACUAA
Molecule: messenger RNA, 1104 nt
Organism: Eutrema salsugineum
Lineage: Eukaryota; Viridiplantae; Streptophyta; Magnoliopsida; Brassicales; Brassicaceae
Exons: 6
Coding region: 1-1104 (367 amino acids)
Biological process (GO): protein desumoylation
Cellular component (GO): nucleus
Molecular function (GO): deSUMOylase activity
Source: RefSeq, a predicted model, not a curated record